Molecule: messenger RNA, 420 nt
Organism: Rotaria sp. Silwood1
Lineage: Eukaryota; Metazoa; Rotifera; Eurotatoria; Philodinida; Philodinidae
Source: the annotation of a GenBank genome assembly
AUGAAACUUCCCUUUGAAUUUACACAAUCAUAUGGUCGAAACUUUAGUGAUGAGUGCAGGUAUGAAUGAAAUUAAUCUUUACAUGCACAUAUACACCCACAUGUUUCUGGAUGUUGUGAACUGUCGAGCAAUUUAGAGCAUCGCAACCUUCUCAGAUGUGUUGAGACGCUUGGAGGCAUUAAAACAUUUCAUUGGUUAUUUUGAGUUAAGCCUUCCUCUCGGAUCAUGUCUUCUUCUUUGUAUGAAACCAGCGUAUGUGCUUAAACAUGACUUUUUUCACUGGUAAUAGGACGCAAUCAUCAGAAAUAUACUUCGCUUUUUUGUGCCUCUUAUUUCAUCUAGAGAUAUUUUAAGAAAGAUGCGAAGAGUGUGGGUGUGGGUGUGGGUGUGGGUGUGGGUGGGGUGUGGGUGUGGGUGGGG